Molecule: messenger RNA, 7325 nt
Organism: Myxocyprinus asiaticus (Chinese sucker)
Lineage: Eukaryota; Metazoa; Chordata; Actinopteri; Cypriniformes; Catostomidae
Product: cyclin-dependent kinase 5 activator 1-like
Exons: 2
Coding region: 576-1535 (319 amino acids)
Biological process (GO): positive regulation of cyclin-dependent protein serine/threonine kinase activity; brain development; activation of protein kinase activity
Cellular component (GO): protein kinase 5 complex; cytoplasm
Molecular function (GO): protein kinase binding; cyclin-dependent protein serine/threonine kinase activator activity
Source: RefSeq, a predicted model, not a curated record
CAUACAAAUGCAUAAAGACCUCUUUGUAUACAAUUUAUUUUAUUUUAUUUUGUGCGACUGACCCAAACAGACACUUCAUAAACUGUUUGUUUAGACAGCACAAAGCGGACUAUGGAUAAAGUUUGAUCAUAAAUGAUCUCCGUUGAUUUAAUUCGUGUUCAAAUGAGGAUACUUUACGAGUGGCAGUUCUAGACAAUGGUCGUAUUUGAAACGGAGCGACAUCAUCCGUGAUCGUGAAGGAUUUGUUUGCAAACUCGAGCGGACGUCGGGAGAACAGCUCCUGUUGGAUGCGCUCAAGUUAACGCCAUCACCUUAACGAGACUGGCUUUUCUCAAAGUACUGAGUACUUUGUACUGAGUGUGUGUUCCGCGUUUGAACGCAUUUAUUAGAUGUGCGGAACGCAGCGGAGCCUCAUGGUCGGGCAACUGUGCUCUGAUGUCCGGUGUACAGGAGCUCAUCCAUGCCCCUCACCCGCCCAGUCUUGACCUUCCCGAACAUUGAAGCACAAGCAAAUCAGCACUUUAUUUUUGAGCUACGUAACCUCACACAUCUGGUCGCUUGAGCACAGUAGACUCAUGGGUACUGUACUGUCCCUCUCGCCGGGUCCCCGAAAACCUGGUUACUAUGAUGACCUUCCUGGUUCCCUGAACCAUUAUCCGAGCCUGAGCAGCCGCUCUUUGAACACUCAGAAGGACCGCAGUCUCAAACGUGGCCAUUCCAUCUUCCUCCCUGCUCUCACGUGGAAACGGCUGGUGGCCUCCACGAAGAAGCGGGGUGAGACCAAAAAAGGCUACCCUGGUGGGAAGGCGGCUUUUGGGGGUCCACUAAACAACAAUAACAUCUACCAGAAGGAUCCAGUUUUGCACCUCAAUCACGACAAUGUGAAGAAGUCACUCUCUUGUGCCAACCUCACCAGCUAUGACGGUCCAGCAGGUCUGGGCUUUGGAAUGGGGCUGGGUGUUGGCUAUGGCAAACCUCAGCAGAUCUCCUCCGUAAAGAAGGUUCCACCUACAUGCACCUCUUCACCCAAGCGUGUGAUCAUCCAGGCCUCGACCAGUGAGCUGCUUCGUUGCCUGGGUGAGUUUCUCUGUGGACGCUGCUACCGACUCAAGCAUCUCUCCCCUGCUGAUCCGGUUCUGUGGUUGCGAGCUGUGGACCGCUCGCUCUUGCUCCAGGGCUGGCAGGACCAGGCCUUCGUCACUCCUGCCAAUGUGGUCUUUGUGUACAUGCUGUGUCGUGAUGUAGUGGAUGGUGACCUGGUGUCCUCAGAGCACGAGCUUCAGGCGAUUCUGCUGACCUGCCUCUACUUGUCCUACUCCUACAUGGGCAAUGAGAUCUCGUAUCCGCUCAAGCCCUUUCUCGUGGAGGCGACUAAAGAGGCAUUCUGGGACCGUUGUCUGACCAUUAUCGAUGUCACCAGUGCCAAGAUGCUGCGCAUCAAUGCAGACCCACAUUUCUUUACGCAAGUCUUUGCUGAUCUAAAGAGCGAAGGAAGUUGUGGACUCCAAGACUACACUAGAGUUUUAGAUCGGUGAAAAUGGAAGUGGCAGAUUUUCUCUGCUUACAAAAAACCACCAUCAUCCCCUAGUGUUGCAGUCAUUGCAUCUAUUUGGCUCCUCCAUAUGCCAUUUGCAGACUUUUUCUGAUUUUUCUGAAUGAAACCGAUAAAUGCAAUGAGUGAGUCAAAUAUGGAUAAGAGUACAUGGAGCAGAUAUGGAAAAAAGCACUUGGUGUUUAGAACAGAUUUUCUCCCCAUAGUUUUCUUUCCACAUUUUCUUUUGCCUCUGAUUCAGUUAUCAUAGCUAAAACAUUAAAUGUAAUAAUAAUUUAGGGUUGAACAUCAAAUGGAAGAGUGAAAUUUAAUUAUUGUAGACAUUUGGUUUUAUCUGUUAUACCAUGUACUAACCAAAUGCGAUGCGAGGCAACAAAGCAACAAGUGAUUAAAUCACCUCUUCCGAUUUUGUCGGUCACUUGUUUUCAGUUUUUGCACCAAGAUCCCACUCUGCACAAAUGUAUAUUAAACAUCAAAAAUCUUCUGAUUGGCUGUGAUUGUAUGACUUCGCACUGCAGUUAUGUAUUCAGAGUUGAUUGACAAAUUGCUUGCUGCUCAGAACUUGUUGCAUUGUGUCUGAUUAGUAGCAUGGCUUCCAACAUCAGCCUUUUUCAGUAGUUACGGUUAGUUGCCUUGCAAAGUAUUCCCACUUUUGGUCAUCUAGUCUUACACUGCAAUAGAAUGUGUCCAACAAAAACAAAUUGAAGUGGGACUGUGUGUGUUUGUGAUAGAAAGCAAACUAUGAAGAUCAACAGCUGUUGGUUAUUGCAUUGCCCUUCUUUUAUUUCAUGUGCUGGACGUUAGGGCACCAGCUGCAGUGACAUUAACAAGAUUAACAGAUUAGUGUCACACACACACGUGCACACAUAGACACACACUCAGAUACAGUUCUCAGUGGCUGUGCUUGCUUCCUUAUAGUUUGAGUGGCUAAUCCAUGUAGGCCAUGCGCAGUCCUAGAUGUUCUGUCAUCUAUGCAGCAGUGAACAAAUGAAUGUCAGGACCCCCCCCCCCCCCCAAUUCAUUGGUGCACUUUAUCAAAAUUGUUAUCAAAAUGAAAAAAACUUGCUCCAAUCAAUAUCUGAUAGACAAAAUCAAAUCCCAACCAACAUUCUCCUGUUUUACUCAGUAAUACUUCACAUUACGGAAGUAAAAUGGGUGCAGACACAGUUUCAUGUUGAUUUUAAAGGGCAUUUUGCGUGUCUGGGUCACAGGCGUGCUCUUUCAGUAUCAAACUCAAAGCAUAAAUGAGUUUUUUUAUGUUAAAAAUGAUAUUCAAAGACAGCACUGUCAGUUCAGAUUAAUAGUUAUCUCUCAUCUUUGACCUUCUACUUACAUAAUAAGGUUUGAAAAGAGGGAUCAAACUAGUUUUUUAAAUUACCCCCUUUGGGCCCAUAAGUGUAAUAGAUAUAAAACGUACAUAGCGGCACUCGCACAUGCAAACACAACAGAUGCCCUCUGGAUCUGCGGUUGCAAGUGUCACCGCUCAGUUGUGCCAGACAGAAAAGCAGCAACAGCAGCAUGUGGCAUGGCAAGCACUCGUUAAUCUCAUUGUUGCGUUUUAUAGCAGGGCCAUGGGCGCCAUACUCCGACUCCCCAGCAAAAGCUGACUUUAAACGCAUACUUCUGCCCACAUGCUCUCAUAUAUUUGCACAGAUGCUUACUCAAAUCCACCAAUAACAACUAUGCAUACAUUUUCAAGCAAGUAAUCAUAAACGCACCGAUACACACGUGCAUAUGCACGCUCCUUCUCCCACACACAGAAGCGAUAAUCCUCUCUUGUUCCUUGCCACCAAUCGGGUAGAUUGAGCUGAAAAUUCUGCAAUAACAAAAUGCCAUUCAGAUCAGAAGAGAUUUCAUACUCUCUCAAUCCUCUUUCUAAAACUAGCAGAAAAGACACAUUGUAGGUCGCAUUGUAUUGUCAUCAUGCUCGUUGAAGCCGAACUACUCAAGUACAUGUUUAAUUGUAUCUUUAUAAUAUACCUGCACAAAAUUGAGGGAAAAAACGUGGUCUAAGUUACUGUAUGUUUAAAGACUCGAUUACUCCACAGAUGACUUUUUAAUCAUUUUACACCCAACACUGGUGUAAUAUUACAGGAUUAUCAAGAGAAACCAACCAGCAAGAUAACCAGCAAAACUUCCUUGGUCAAGCAGUUUUACUAGACUAUCUCCAUCAACAAGUUUUGCUGAUGAGCAUUGCUAAGCUGGUCCACCUCUUAUAUUAGCACCAAACCACCAUUAAAUAGCAUAUACCAGCCUGGUUUUUCCAGCAGGGGUACACUAUGGCACCCAAAAAAGAGAGCUGGUGCAAUGACUUUGGGUUGUAGCCCAUGUCCACAUAUCUGCAUAUCUAUUUCAGCCAGUAGUGCCCAUUUCAACCUCAUGGGAUGAUAUUAUUUACAGAGACUUCUGGCCAUCAACAGGACAUUUUCAAACUAUAGAGUGUAAAUAAAAACUCUCUGAUACGCCAUCCUUCUUUCCUUUCGCAAACACAUAACUUGUUGUCCCUGGCCUUGGUUAAAGUAAUUUAGUUUUCUCUUAUUGUGUACUGAGAGCGCUGACAGAGUGCUGCCAUUGUUGCAAUGCUAGCAUGCACAGCCUGAACAUUGGGCUUGUGCGAUGUGGAGUGGUCCGCUGCAGUGGGGGACUGCUUGCACUCGCACUCUCGUGUCUGGCUUGCCUUUAUUCCUCUCUGCUGGAACGGUUUCUCCAUUGUUUCAGUCCCAUGUGUAUUACUGAAGCUCUGGAAUAGCUCUUGAAUAUUGCUGCCUUCAAGUCCUCCUGGAAAGUUAGCUUUUAUAAGUUCAGAAUAUCACAUUCAGACUAAGAAAGGAAGCUUUUUAAUGUUAAUUGUAAUAGAGCGCAACAGUCUGGAAGUAAAAAAUCCCAUUCAUUUUUUCUAUAGGGGAUUCGAUUUUUAUUGAUAACUUAUAAACCUUUAAAGACAGACCUAUCGUGAGCUCAUAGGUUGUUAAUCGAUGGUAUAUGCUUCUGUUGAAGCCAUGUCUUAUUUCAACUUUGUUUUAAAAAUCAUGUUUAAUGGCAAGAUUUCUGCUUAAGAACUAAACAACGCAGCAAAGAACGAUCCACCAAUCAGAGAAUUGUAGCCAACAAAGUGCGCAAAAAGAGCUCUGCAGCGAGUGCCUACUACUAGACAUACUGUAAAUGAUGUAAUCGAGUCGGUCGCCCUAUACUCACAAACUACUUUUAAAUUUGUUCAGUAUAUAUCUGAAUAUUUCGCAAUAAAUAUAUUUUAUUAUUUAUUGCAAGUUUAUUUUUUACAAUAAACUUAAAAUAUAUUGAUUCUGUACUUAUAAUACAUUUUUUUAUUUUUUUUUAUCCCCUUUUCUCCCCAAUUUUGUCAUGCCCAAUUCCCACUACUUAAUAGGUCCUCGUGGUGGCGCGGUUACUCACCUCAAUCUUGGUGAUGGAGGACAAGUCCCAGUUGCUUCCGCUUCUGAGACAGUCAAUCCACGCAUCUUAUCACGAGGCUCGCUGUGCAUGACACCGCGGAGACUCACAGCAUGUGGAGACUCAUGCUAUUCUCUGUGAACCACGCACAACUUACCAUGCGCCCCACUGAGAGCGAGAACCACUAAUCGUGACCACGAGGAGGUUACCCCAUGUGACUCUACCCUCCCUAGCAACCAGGCCAAUUUGGUUGCUUAGGAGACCUGGCUGGAGUCAUUCAGCACACCCUGGAUUCGAACUUGUGACUCCAGGGGUGGUAGUCAGCAUCAAUACUCGCAGAGCUGCCCAGGCCCCUUAUAUUCAACUUCUUUAAAAUAAAUACUUUUUUGCUUCAAACAAAAGUUUGUAAUUUUGUGAUUCACCUUGGAGUUUGUUGGUUUGGUUCAUGGCAUAGAACUCUUAUGAAGCAUUUUAUGAAAUCCGUAUGGAAGAAAUAAAUGGGGAAAUACUUUUCACAGGAUAAGUAUGACAUUGUUGAGCUGCUCAUGUGUAAUCUCAUAAAUACAAUCAUUCUGACAUGACUCCUUGCUCUGAAAUUGGGAGGAAUGGUGUUAAAUGAAUGGUGUUAAAAAUCUCUCAUACAGAAAAUUUGUGCCUUUAUCUGGCAAUAAAUACAUUGGUAACAACUCCGUUUGGUGAUCCCUUGUGAAAAAUACAUACACAAAUUUGCAACCCAAGGAAAGCCAUGAAAAAUGUCCAGUAAAGAUUAUAGAGGAAGAACUUUUAAUUUACUCAGGCAGUGUAGAGUAAUCAAAAUUCAGGAGCCAUUGUCCUGUUAGAUGAUAAACCCCAUCAAUGCUACUUUCUGGCAGAGCCAGUUCCUCUGUUGACAGCCAGUCAUAUUAAAAAGGACCUGAAACUGUCUGCAAACACCUUUGAAGGACAUAAUUACUCAACCAUCCUGAUUACACCUCAAAUAUUUCAUCGAGCUGCAUGUGGAGAUUUUUAAUGUGACAAAACAAACUUACAGAGACCUCAAAGCCUGGCAGAGGGAUUAUUGAUUUUACAACGAAGAGCAUUUCAGUCCUUAGACAAACAACAAGUUCUGGAUUCUGGAGUGGAUAAUUUGGCACAAAGCAAAAGGGACAACUGACACUAAUUUUUCAGAGUUGAGAUAGACUCAAGUUUUAAACUACUGAAUUAAGACAUUUUGGACACUCAGGAUUUGGAUGUUACAUAGACUCCAUUGUACACUGCAAGUUGCUGUUACUCUAUGAGUUAUGGCUGCUAAGAUUUAUCAAUGUUUUCAAUGCUGCUAAUAAGUAGAAUUCAAAAGGAACGCCAAGUAGAGUUUCUCAUAGCUGAGAUGGAAACGUGACCAAUGUGGUGUAAAUAUGUUGACUGUACCAGUAUGAAAUGACUGUAAAAAAAACUGCAUGUAUAUCAUUCAGGAAUUGGUACUGUGGUGGUGUACAUGCCAAACACUUCAUUUUUUAAAUAUAAAUUGUCCUUUCUUCAGUUUGUAUUUCAGUUUAAGGUUAAAUGGAUUUUUUUGUGUUUUUACUCUAAUUAUUAUUCUAAUUAUUAUUAUUGUUAUUAUUUUACUGAAAAAGAUCAUAUCUGCUCAUCCCGAGUUUAGGACAUCGUAUGUGAACACAAUUACAAUGUUAAUUUGUUGAUUUCUCUUUGCAUUGUCAGUUUUUGAUGUGGUUGUUUCAGUGACAUGUUGCUUUGUGCAAUUACUGUAUACUGGGUACUGUCUUCUCUGAAUACAGAAAUUAAAUAAAUGAUUAAGCAUUAAUAAUGCUAUGGCUUCAUAUGCUGCUUGCAUAAACAGUGGCUCUACACCAGUGCUUAAGCAGAGAUGUUGAAAUAUGGAGGUCAGGGUGAGUUGGGGCUAACCAAACAGGAAGUGCCAAACAUUUUGCUCUUGUAAUUUCCUUUGUGGUGAUCAUGCAGUAUGAGGUUAGCUCAAUAUGGUUAAGCAGAGCACAAAGGCCGAGUUGGGAACAGCAUACUAUCCAUACUACUCUCACUACAUCUGAAAUAGUCAGAGUAGUAUGGUAGUAUCCCAUUCUGAACUAGGCCAUACACACUAAGACCUUUAGAGCUGCUACUGUAUGUGCAAUUUCUGUGCAAAUAGUGGCAUCAUACGGAAUUAUAUAUAAAACAACGACUGCUUUCAAGCAGGUUUUCUCAAAUGCUCUCCAGUUUUUCAUUGGUCAGACAAAUAGAAAGUCCAAGCCCAAACACACGUCAUUGGUUGAGCCAAUGCUGUUAUGUUGAGCCUUUGAGCAAAGAGUGUGAACCUAUUCCUUUGGCAUUAGGUAGUGCACAUUCAUAUACUAUAGCUCACAGAAAGAUG